Molecule: messenger RNA, 2061 nt
Organism: Melanotaenia boesemani (Boeseman's rainbowfish)
Lineage: Eukaryota; Metazoa; Chordata; Actinopteri; Atheriniformes; Melanotaeniidae
Gene: sypl2b
Product: synaptophysin-like 2b
Exons: 6
Coding region: 141-872 (243 amino acids)
Cellular component (GO): synaptic vesicle membrane; synaptic vesicle
Source: RefSeq, a predicted model, not a curated record
CGCGUGCGAUCACGUGUCAACCACUGCGAUUCGCUGAAGUUGUAGAAAAGUUUGACAAGACCGAGGUGCCACGGAAGAGCUGUAAAAACCCAAAGGAGAAGUAACGGUUUGAUCUGUUUGGUGUUUUCUGUGGGGAAACGAUGGAAUCUGUCGCCCAGAAAGUCCUGGCCUCUGGCUUCACUCUCGACUUGGGACCCUUGAAGGAGCCUUUGGCGUUUAUUCGAUUGUUAGAAUGGCUGUUCUCCAUAUUUGCUUUUGCUACAACUGGAGGAUACAGUGGAUCAGCCAGCAUCAAUGUCCAUUGCCAAGGAAGACCCAGUGAAGAAAUCCAUGCAGACUUUAAUUAUCCUUUCAGGUUAAUGCAGCAUCCCUACAAUGUUCCAGACUGCAAAGUCAACCAAACCACCACCUCUGCCUUCUACCUGAUUGGAGACCAUUCAUCCUCUGCCCAGUUUUAUGUCUGUAUUGGAGUGUUGGCUUUCCUCUACAGCACUGCCACACUAGUCCUCUAUUUGGGCUACCAGCACCUGUACAGAGAGUCUAGCCGUGGUCCUGUCGUGGACCUGCUGGUGACUGCAGCCUUGGCUUUCCUGUGGUUGGUAUCAUCCUCUGCAUGGGCCAAAGGCUUGACUGACGUGAAAUGGGCAACCAGUCCUUUGACAAUUGUUACUUUACUCGAUGUUUGCAAGCCAGGCAACAUUUGCACCCCAGGAGCUAUCCCUCAUAUGGGCAAAUUAAAUGCCUCUGUUAUAUUUGGUUUCCUUAACCUCAUCCUGUGGGGAGGCAACUGCUGGUUUAUUUUCAAAGAAACACCAUUCCAUAAAUCAGCCAACCAACCUGCUAAUGUGGAGGGGGGAGUUACACCAUCAUAACUGCACAGCUUCCUCUUUACAAGAUCGUAUUAUUAAAUGAGUGAUUUUGGUAAUGACUGUAAAGGAAAAAAAAAAAAAAGUUAUGGGACAAUAUAAUUUCUAAAACUCAUAUUUUUUCUUUUAUCUGGACUAAAACUUUAAGACAAAUUCAAUUUUUGUUUCAGUAAUAAUAAACAACAAUUGUUGUUCUGCCAAAAAAUAUUAGAAAUUGAAGCUUGAUGCCCUGUUUAGUUUUGUAGAAUUUAUUUAAAUUUUAUUGAAAGGAUACCCCAUGAGAUUUCAUCUUUCGAGUGUGUCCUGAAGACACAAAUACAAAAAUGACUAAAUGUGCUUUGAUGUAUUUGCAGGCAUCUGUAAUGAAGUGCCUUAUUUUUUUCUACUGGGGAUUUUUGUGUAUCUGCACAAUACAUCAUUUCUACCAUUAGCAGGAUCUGUUACUUGUAUGAAGAUGCCUAAUUCCUGUCCAAUACUGGACUGACUUUACCACAGCGAUUGACAGAUUUUAGACCAUAUUUAAAGUAUACAAAAUUUAUCUGCCAACAUGAGAUUAUUUAAAAAGGUUGAAAGCAAAGUUAUUUCAUCUUCAUUGGGUUAGGUCUCAUCUCAUUAUGUUACAGCGAUACUUGUAGUUAAGAGCUGAAUGUUAGGUUUAAUCCGGUGUUUCAUUUCUAUUUGAUGCAUGUUAACCUUUCUAAAUAGAACUUGAAGACAUUUUCUGAUUUUGGUUAUAUGUUUUUUUUUUUUUUUUUUUUUUUUUUGUAUCUUAAGACAAGGCUUUAUUGUACUUUUUUCCUCUGUAUUGUAUAAUCUUAGGUUGUUAUUGGGUACAGUUAAAUUUACUUUUUUUUCCCUCCCCUUUCUAAAACAGAUUAUCAAUCUCUGUUGCUCCUUGCUCUGCGUUCUUUACACCAUCCUUUUGCCAGGCUUCUACCUCCUCUUUGCAUAUGGAAAUUUUUCCACCUGGACAAGUGUCAUUGAGACUCCCCCUACCUUCCUCUUUUUUUUUUUUUUUUUAAACCAGCAUCCAUCAGUGCAAGUUGCUCCUAGUCUUCUGCCUUUCUUCUCAUUUCCCUCUUUAUAUAUCUUUGAUUCUUACAGUUUCCUGAUCCAUUGCUGUUAGAUUGCUCUGGAUUUCCUGUUACAAUCCAAAAAUGCUGUGCAUCAUUAAAGAAAAAGGAGAGCUGUUGUA